UCUGAUAACAUAGACAGGAAGUUGUGUUUUUGUUCUGAAGGACAAUCGAAUUGAAAGUAUGGGGACCUGAUAAAAAAAACUAACGAUGUAAUGCUAAUUAAAAAGAUUGGACUAUGGAUAUUCUGCUGUGUUUUCUAGGACUUCUGCUCAGUAUAACGGAUAUCGAUGGUGGUACAGAAUGUCCAGAAACAUUGCAUUUGCCAAGUCUCGCGAUCGGUGGUACGAGAUUUUCGGAUUACGAAAAGAUAGCGUCAUUUCCGUGUGAUGGACAUUUGACUGGAUGGCGGAUAAUUGGCGCCAAACCUGAAUAUAACAUAUACCUGGGAGUAUGGAUCCCAAAUUAUGGUUCUGAAAAACUUCUCACUCUUUUAUACCGUGUAAACCAGGGAAGCGAUGACAACAUGGAACCUGUCAUUAUCGAAAAAGGAGAUAUCAUAGGUCUUGUUUUGCUAAAGAAUGACUCGCUCACUGUGCCUGAUUUGAACAUGUCGUCACAAAAAGAAAAUACGAUUGCUAACUUAAAUUUCAAAUACUCACAUCUUGUAGUUGUGGUCCCACAGAAUACUACAAGAGGAAGUGUCAUUUCAUUUAAGGAAAUAUCUUUCUUACUGAUGCCCUUGAAUUUCACAAUUCAUGUUACAAUGGAUUACAGUGGUACAUAUAAAGCCAAAUGGGAAGCUUCUCGAAAAAAGAGCCGCAACAAGCGAGAUAAAUGGAGAAGUUGUACUAGUCACAAUCUCCCAAAUUGUAAAACGUGUGUAAAAGUCUGGGGCAAAAUCAGUUGUAAAUUUUGCAAAGAUGGAUUCUUCGGACCAACGUGCAAGAGACCUUGUCCCGAGGUUUGUUCUGCCUGCAUUCAGGACAGUGGCAGUUGUGAUCAGUGUGCCACGGGUUACUUCGGGGAAAACUGUAAGGAGGUGUGCCCCGUCAGAUGUAGUCCCUCCCUGGGGUGUAACGCGGACAGCGGCUGUAGGGAAUGCCAGCUAGGGUUUCAGGGAAAGUGGUGCGAGGAGUUCGUCUCUAGAUGUGAAGAAGGGUAUUUUCCUGGAGCUUACUGUUCAAACGAGUGUCCAGAAAAUUGUGUAUCCUGCAAUAUAUCAGAUAGUGAGUGCAUCGUCUGCAAAAAAGAAUCAGAAUGGACACAGUGUAUGAAAGCUG
Messenger RNA from Saccostrea cuccullata (small rock oyster), 1158 nucleotides. RefSeq names its product laminin subunit alpha-2-like. NCBI's taxonomy places the organism in Eukaryota, Metazoa, Mollusca, Bivalvia, Ostreida, Ostreidae. The transcript is spliced from 3 exons. The record is from RefSeq and is a predicted model, not a curated record. The annotation marks the transcript as partial.